CUUGCCAUUUAGUGUUCAGAUGAGGUCCGUUUUAUUAAGGAAUUGCAUAUUUAGCUUGAGCACAGAAAUUUUAACGUUAUAAGCCAAGACGUUAAACAGUAUAACAGAAAGGACAAGAGACUGGUGUAUUUUGUAAUGAAAUGAAGUAAAAAGAACCAAAAGUUUUGAAACACGUAGUGCUAAGGAGACAAAUUCCUGCCUUUUAAAAAUCGCAGUAUAACUAACUGGGGUGUUUCUUAGAGCACAAAUUCAACAAAGGUUCUUAGUAAACUCAGAAGAGUGCAGCUAAGGAUAAAAUGCAAAGUUAGAUUUAAAGUUGUAUCAGACAUUUUUUUUCUUAAGUAAAAGUGAAUUUAAACCUUGCAGUGGUAGGGUCUUAGUCCCCGCCCCAGGAGCUGCAACAGUGGUUGCUGGAGGCUGGAAACGGCGGAACUAAAGGAAGACGGAUCCUUCAGUUGCUGGGGCGGACGUGGGCCCAAUCUGUCCGUCCUUGCAAGUUUCCCCCAGGGCAGGGACUUAGACCUGUGGCAAGUUGAGGUUUUCCGGCACCGUGGGGGUCGUCGCUGGCUCGAGUUAGAAGACAGCCGAGAAAUCUUCGUGCCUCAGAUUUGUUGACUUCCAGAAUGCUUCGAUACCCAUAUUUUUGUAGAGUCUAUAAAACAUUUCUUUCAUGCUGGUUGGAAACUGGCAUGUGUAGUUUAGGUGUCAGGCCAAAAAAAAUACAUGUUACAGCAGAAACAUACAAUGAAUAUGAAGCCCAGGAGCAAACAGAUCAAACUGGAGCACAGGAGUUAAACAGAUCUCUUGAUAGAGAUUAUGAAGCUAUGAAUAAAUUACAUAUUCCAGUAAUGGUGGAUGAAGUUGUUCAUUGUUUGGCACCACAAAAAGGGCAGAUUUUUCUAGAUAUGACAUUUGGUUCAGGAGGACACACAAGAGCCAUUCUACAGAAGGAGUCAGAUAUUACUCUGUUCGUCUUAGACAGAGACCCGACAGCUUAUGCAAUAGCCGAACAGCUUUCAGAAUUCUAUCCUAAACAGAUCCGAGCUAUGCUAGGCCAGUUCAGCGAGGCAGAAGCCUUAUUAAUGAAAGCUGGAGUGCAACCAGAGACUUUGGAUGGAGUUCUUUUGGAUCUUGGUUGUUCCUCUAUGCAACUUGAUGCUCCUGAGAGAGGAUUUUCCCUUCGGAAGGAUGGCCCUUUGGACAUGAGAAUGGAUGGUGGCAGGUACCCUGACAUGCCCACCGCAGCUGAUGUUGUAAACGCUUUAGAUCAACAGGCACUUGCAUCCAUCCUGAGAACAUACGGGGAGGAGAAGCAUGCCAAGAAAAUCGCUUCAGCAAUCGUUCAGGCACGCAGCAUCUACCCCAUCACCAGAACCCAGCAGCUUGCCAGCAUUGUCGCAGCUCAUUUUUAUACAAAGGCAAGUCCCUCUCUGGUUACCAGGAGACACAGCAUUUGGUAGCGGCAAGAAACUUUGGCUCUCAUGACACGUAGCCUUGGAGUCACAUCCCAGGAUUACCUGUCCUGGCUCUACUGACUUGAGCAAGCUAUUUAAAGUCUUUGUACCUUAAUUUCUUUCUCUAUUAAAUAAUCAGAAUAAUAAUCUUUCUUCAUUAGAGUAUUGUGAGGAUUGCAUGAGCUUAUGUGCCUGAUUCAUGGUAAGUGCUCAAUAAAUAUGAACCAGCUCAGUUACCAGCCUCUAUCUUCACUGACUACCUUAGGAUAUGCUGGAAAGUUUGAAUGAAAACAAACCACAAAUUAGGACUAAGUGACUUUGAUUAUCUCACUGAGUGCCAAGAAAUCUUCAUUUCUUUAAUCAUUGCUUUUGAGUUUAGUCUUCAAGGCACUGGUCACUUUUUGUAGUGAUUUGAAAGAAAUCAACCAGCAAAGAGAGAGCAGUGAUGUACAUAUAUCAGGAAUAGAAGGCAGAAUUUUGGCCCUAUGACCUUUUCUCUUUGUGGUGUUGUACCCAUGUUAUGUUACACAACAAAAGGGACUUCACCAAUGUAAUAACUUUUACUAAUCACUGGACCUUAAGAUAGGGAAAUUACAUGAUCCUUUUAAACAGAAGAGGAAAUCUAAGAUAUUCAAAACAUGAGAAGGAUUAUAUGGGCUGUUGUUGGGAUGAAGAUGAAGGGAAGCCUGUGUCAAGGAAAUGGUAACAUCAGUCCUACAAACACAUGGAAUUGAACUUGCCUACGACCAGUGAGCUUAGAAGAAAAUCCUGGGUGUGAAGAGGCUGAGAACUUCAGCCCUGGCUGACACCUUGAUUUUAGCCUUGUGAGACCCUAAGCACAGAAUAUAGUCAUGUCAUUCUGUACUUCUGACCUACUAAAACUGAGAUAAUAAAGGAUGUUGUUUUAAGCCAUUAAGUUUGUAGUUAUUUGUUACAGAAUCAAUUUUUUAAAAAUAGACUUGCAACUUUCCUGAAACACAAAAUAUAACAAUGAAAAAAUAACCGAGAGGGAAGAAGUGCCUCCUGCUGAAAACAGUACUCUGGAUCUGAGAUAGACAAUGCAGUACUUCCACUUUGAAUCUCAGAGAUCCAGGUUUGGAGACCUUCAGGUUUCUCUCCAUUCUUGCCUCCUCUGAACUCUCUCAGCACCAUUAGGUUAACUGUAGUUCAGUGUCUUGUAAUUAUCUAUCUAUGUGACUAUCUCUGCAUUACAUUAGUAUCUUAAGGGAGGAACUACGUGAUUUACUUUUGUAUCUCCCAAACCUAGCACAGAGCCUGACAUAGUAGAGGCACUCCAGGUGUGUUUGUUAAAUGAAACAAUAAAUGAAUGUGUGAGAGAAUUACUGAACUAUUGAUGCUGAGAUCCAACAGCCCAAAGUAUUUGUUGGGAUCACAGAGUGAAUUUUACAUGUAUAAAAAUUUAUUAUUUGCUCUAUUUUGUUUUGCAGCUUAGAAAAAAAAAUACCCAGAAUGCUCUUUAAUGAACAGAUUUAAUUAAAAUAAUGACUCUGUUAAAUUCACCAAAUAAUUUUCCCUCCUAACUGAAGUAACUUUAAUUAUAUGAGUUAUUUAUAUAGAUACUAACUUCCAUGCCCUAUUAACAUCAGCUUUCUGGAGUGAUUUCUGAGAGGUUCAAUUCUUUCACCUUGAUGCCUAUGUCCAUUUAUCUGUUUGGUCCAAAAACUAAUUUGAUUCUGGAGAUGUUCUUAGAUGACACAGAAAAGAACUUACCCUUCACAAAAGGAAGUGUGUGAUCCCUGGAGUCAUGGAACUGAAAGAAAUGCUUUAAUAGAAUACCUAAACUACAUCAUUAAGCUUCCUCUUCUCUAAGAUUUCCAGGAAUGCAAUCACCAUAACAUCUCUUUGUACCCCAUCUCCAAUGGUCCAGAAACUCAUUCUUCCCUCUCUUAGAACUGCUCUCCCAGUACAAGUAUGAGAUAGACUCACCAGCCAUGUUUGUACUGUAUGAUUUUACCACAUCACCUCCCAUUCCUCUUCAACCUCUGAGCCAUGGCUGGGGGUGAACUGGAUUAAAAACAUGAUUCAGGAUGAUGAUCAUGAUCUAGGACCAUGAUAAAUAUCUGCUCAUGGGUAUUGGUAUCUAGAACUGAGAAGCAGCUCAUUAGUUUCUGUUGUAACCAUAUACUAUAAACUCAGAGCUUUUGGAUGACCACUCCCCUCUGAAGACAAGAGAAGUGGAGAACUGAAAUUAAUCACUUAAAUAGAGAAGCUCAGGCUUGAUGUGGAGAGGGAACAUUGCCUGGGUUCCAGAAGGCUUUCCAAAAUAUGUAAGCCUAGCCUCAUGCUGCUUUCAGGAUCUGUAAGUCAUCUCUUUCUCCUUAAAAUAUAUCCCCCCCUUCUUUUGUUCUCAUAUACUGACUAGAUAUUUCUGUUGCUCUUAAUGAUGAGUUCUAAUGAAUACACUACCAGAAAUGUAUUCCCUCUUUAAGUAUAUAUUUCUUUUCUGAGCAGGAGGAAGGGAACAUAGAGAAUCCCAUGGUAUUGCUGUUUCAUUUAGUAAAUAUUCACUUAUGCUUAUUACAUGUCAGAAAAGAUGACCAAACCACAAUCUUUGCCCCCAAAAGUUUGGGAUACUGGAGUCAGGGUAUUUCUUCCCAACACAGUACUCUUCUAAUGAGCAGCCUUUGCUCUAGAGCCCCUCAUUGGGUUGGACAAGACUUUUGGAGGCUUUUCUGCCCAAUUCUGUUUCCUCUUGCUGUUACCUUUGACAGAUGUUACUCCAGUACAUUGCUUACACUCCUAACUCCAUGUCAAUGUCAGCUUCCCAGAAGACCCAGCCAACACAGAUGGCAAAGAAAAAUGGAGAGAGCAUUAUUUAUUCAAUAAAAAUAUAUUGAUCAUCACCAGUGGCCAAGCAAUAUGCUGAACACCAAAGACAUCAGCAAAGAAGUUCUUUUCUGCAUGGAGCUUCACUACAGCGAUAUGGAAAUGGCAUCAUACAAAUUACACCAAACACUGGGCCCACCAAAUAAUAAUUGAAACAGAGAGUCAUAGUUGUGAUAUUAAGAAAAAUACAAGGAAAAAGUAGAGAGAAACCUGGGUUGGAAGAUUAAAUAUCAGAAUAUGUUGGGUCUCCAGUAAGGCAAUAAAACCUGUUGUUUUCUAUGUUAAUCACAUACUCCAUUUAGAACUCUGAGUCUGGAAAUUGUGGGAUUCUUCUCAGAAGUACAAAAUAUGGAAGACUUUAAUUGGUAUCAUCAUAUGUGAAAAAUGUAUGGGAGACUGAAACAAAAGCAGAAGUUUAACUUGAGCUAGCAACUUAAAAAAAAAACCUGAAGAAGGUUCCCAUUAUCAAGAGCACAAUGAGUCCAUUGUAGGCAGUAAUUGUUCCCCUGUGCUUUACACUGGUCAGACACCAUCUGGAAUCUUCUGUUCCGCUCUAGGUUCCUUUAGAGAAAAAUUUUAGGAAGGAAAAAAGCAAAUUGGACUCUAGAGGGCACAAGGAUGUAUAGAACGUCUUUAUCCAUAUGGCAAAAGGGCUUCUGGGUUCCAGAAGGCUUUCCAGAGCUAGGAAACUCAUCCAGAGCUAGACAUACUAGAGUGAGUCAUUGUAUCCCUCUUUAAAUAAAGGACUUACCUAUGUAACUUAAAAAAAUAAUAAAACCUCAGACCAAUUGGUUCUAAUUUCUCCUGAGGGUAGGAAUAGAAGCAAUAAGUAGAAACAAUACUUAAAUAGAUAACACUUUAGUGUCAAACCUAGAACUAUCUAUCAAUUGAAUGAGCUUAUUCAUCAGGCAGUGAGUCCCCCACACCUGAAGAGUGGAGCACAAGUAGUGAGGCUUCUUUGAGUGAUACUAUGAUACUGGGAUUUCAAAGAUUGGAAAAUAUAUGCAUAUGAAGUAUCUAGAGCAGCUUGUAAGAAAAGUCUGUACCAUUCAAGGUUCCAUUUAAAACAGGAUGGAUGAGGUAAUGGUUAAAUUAGAGGUGCAUGCUCUGCCAAUCUACAUUCAAAUACAAAUUUUCCAAAAAAAAAAAAACAAUGCCAGAGCAAGAUGGUGAAAUAGGAAACCCCAAACUCCAUUUUUCCACCAUGAUCCUGACUUAACAAUAAUAUACAGAUCAAAAUCCUUUAUGAGACUAGUGAAGACCUGUUAAUGAGUCACAGUACUCUAGGCAAGUCCAAAACCAAGAACACUUGCAUGGAAAUUAGUAAGAGAAGCCAUAGCAUUUCGCCUGUGAUUGUCCUUUCCCCAAGCUAACACAGUUCAGUGUGACUGGGAGAAAAUGUCCAGCUCACAGCUUCUCCCCAUGGAGGGAAAGAGAAAUGUGGAAUAUAUGUCCAACAUACUGGCUCUUUGGAGGGCUGCUUUAAGGACUAGUUUUGGCUCACCUACCUCAGAGUGCUAACUGGCAUAUAUAUUUUAGAUAUCUGGGGGCUACGGAGAAGAAAGGAAAGCUCAACUACUUGUUGCAGCACUAGAGACCCUGAAGUAUGCAGACAUACACAAGAGGGAGAAAGAGAUUACAAGCUCCUAAAAAGACACUGCUAAACCUCUCACAUUCAGAAAUUACAUGCACAAACCCAGAGAAGACGCAUCACCAGAAAAGGUUUGAGAGGCCCCCAGAAUCUCUAGUCAGGCUGACUGAUGAAGAUCUUUCUUUACAUGAAGCCAGUUCCUAAGAAUGGGAGGGGUAGCUGUUUUUUCAAAUGUCCAAAUCCCAGCAAAAAAUAACAUGACAUAUGAAGAAACAGGUAAACAUGGCCCUGUCAAAAUUAUAAAAUAAACCUCCAGAAACUGACUCAAAAGAAGUGAAACUCAAAAAAUUGCCUAGUAAAGAAUUCAAAAUAAUUACUUUUAAAAAGCUCAGUGAGCUACAAGAGAACAGUCAACUAAACACAAUCAGGAAAAUGAUGCAUGACAAAAUGGGAAUGUCAACAAAGAGAGAAACUAUGAAAAAAGAGCCAAACAAA
Manis pentadactyla (Chinese pangolin) is the source of this 6387-nucleotide messenger RNA. It is a transcript of the gene METTL15, whose product is annotated as methyltransferase 15, mitochondrial 12S rRNA N4-cytidine. The record is from RefSeq and is a predicted model, not a curated record. Gene Ontology annotation, molecular function: rRNA (cytosine-N4-)-methyltransferase activity. NCBI's taxonomy places the organism in Eukaryota, Metazoa, Chordata, Mammalia, Pholidota, Manidae. Gene Ontology annotation, biological process: rRNA base methylation. The transcript has 6 exons. The coding region runs from base 624 to 1460 and encodes 278 amino acids.